AUGUUGGGAAGUUACGUUCUCCUCGGCGACGGACUCUCUGCCUACGUUCCGUGGAUGCUAGGCAACGGCUGGGCUCCCGAUUAUGGAGAGAUCAAGAUCGGCUAUGUCGCAGUGCCGCCGAACCUCUCACACGAUGACUUCGAUUACAUCGAAGAUGUGCACUUUCACGACGAUCAUCCCGUCCUCCCAAGGCCAAAUCAGGUCAACUUCACGCACAUGAACACUGAAUGGGAAUCAAACGUUUUGAUCGCGCCGUUAAAUGCCUCUUCCCUCGUCAGAGUGGUAUGA
This is a messenger RNA of Penicillium verhagenii, 288 nucleotides long. RefSeq lists its product as uncharacterized. The transcript has a single exon. The record is from RefSeq and is a predicted model, not a curated record. NCBI's taxonomy places the organism in Eukaryota, Fungi, Ascomycota, Eurotiomycetes, Eurotiales, Aspergillaceae. The coding region runs from base 1 to 288 and encodes 95 amino acids.